This is a messenger RNA of Limulus polyphemus (Atlantic horseshoe crab), 343 nucleotides long. Its product is annotated as glutamine-dependent NAD(+) synthetase-like. The transcript is spliced from 2 exons. Gene Ontology annotation, molecular function: glutaminase activity; NAD+ synthase (glutamine-hydrolyzing) activity. The record is from RefSeq and is a predicted model, not a curated record. Bases 15 to 323 code for a protein of 102 amino acids. Lineage: Eukaryota; Metazoa; Arthropoda; Merostomata; Xiphosura; Limulidae. Gene Ontology annotation, cellular component: cytoplasm. Gene Ontology annotation, biological process: NAD+ biosynthetic process.
AAUUCUAGGAAGACAUGGGGAUGACAUAUGCUGAACUAAAUAUGUAUGGGCACUUGAGAAAGCAGAGUGGUUGUGGACCAUAUUCUAUGUUUUGUAAGCUCAUUCAUUUGUGGAAGGACAAACUUACACCAGCUGAGGUUGCAGAGAAAGUCAAGUUUUUCUUCCGUCAUUAUGCCAUUAAUCGUCAUAAAAUGACAGUUUUAACUCCAUCUUAUCAUGCUGAAAGCUACAGCCCUGAUGAUAACCGUUUUGACCACCGUCAGUUUCUUUACAAUGCCAAAUGGAAAUGGCAAUUUGACACUAUAGAUGUUCAGGUAACUUAACUGUGGUUUUCGUUAAAGCA